This is a messenger RNA of Guyanagaster necrorhizus, 1431 nucleotides long. RefSeq names its product CFS1-like protein. The transcript is spliced from 10 exons. The coding region runs from base 1 to 1431 and encodes 476 amino acids. The record is from RefSeq and is a predicted model, not a curated record. NCBI's taxonomy places the organism in Eukaryota, Fungi, Basidiomycota, Agaricomycetes, Agaricales, Physalacriaceae. Gene Ontology annotation, biological process: lipid biosynthetic process.
AUGGGAGACCUUCCACCGGCAUCCCUAUCCAAAACGCAGGUACUGGGCGUUAUAUACGCUCCAUCCUUGGGGGAGAGCUAUAGAAGGCAUAUGGCACUCAUUCACCGAGACCAUCAGCUCUCUAACUUGGGGACCCUUCUUGGCUUUCUGACGCUGAACGGUAUCAGCACGGGCCAUCUCACCAUAAAAGAUGGAGAGGAUGUCCAUGAAUUUGGACCAGAUGAGGAGCCUCGUGUUCUGUUGUGCGUUCGUUCGGGCGAAUUUUGGACGAGGGUCGCCUUGUUCACAGACCUCGGACUUGCAGAGUCCUUCAUGAGUAGUAUCGUCGACUGUAAUGAUGUAUCAACACUAGUCAAGCUGUUGAUUCUCAAUCGCGAUCAUCUAUCGCAGUCGCUCAAAAGCUUUGCAUCCUCUUUACUUGCACGAGGGCGAUUGCUCACGUCUUACAAUUUCGUCGGGAACUUGUCCAAUUCUAAAGCCAACAUAUCCGCCCAUUACGACAUUGAGAAUGAGUUGUUCAGCGCUUUUCUAGGCCCAGACAUGACCUACUCUUCCGCCAUCUUCUCCAAGAUAGACGCGGAUCUCACUGGUGUUCCGGAGGACACACUAGCAGAUGGCCAGAUGCAGAAAAUGAAGAUGAUCCUGAAAAAAGCCGAUAUCCGACCCGGAGACCGUGUAUUAGAGAUAGGAACGGGAUGGGGAUCGCUAGCCAUCCUAGCAGCCGAAACUAUCCCCGGUUGUAAGAUCGACACUAUCACCAGUGCUUCCACCCAAGCCGCUUUCGCAAGGAAACGGAUCAAGGAAGCCGGGCUGUCCGAUUUCAUCACGGUACACGAGAUGGACUACCGCGAAUGUUUCAUCAAACCCGAAUGGGCCGGAGCCUUUGACCGUUUUAUCAGCGUGGAGAUGAUCGAACAUGUGGGUAGGGAUUUUCUGACUGAGUAUUGGAAGGUGGUCGAUUGGGCGGUGAAACGAGACACCGGGCUGGGGGUGGUACAAGUCAUCACCUUCCCGGAAGCUCGAAUCGAGUCAUACCAUUCGGAAGGUGUCGACUUCAUGCAAAAAUGGUUUUUUCCUGGAGGGUACCUUCCCACACCGUGUAUCCUCAUGGAGGCUAUGAAGGCGGGAAGCUCCGGACGUCUUACGGUCGACUCUAUAGUCAACAUUGGGCCGCACUACGCGCGCACGCUGCGUGAGUGGAAACGGAACUUUGUAGAUGCUUGGGAAGGGACGAUAUCCCCGGCGCUGGUCCGGAAGUACAAUCUGACACCUGAUGAGCAAGAAGUCUUCCGCAGGAAGUGGAUCUAUUUCGUUUUGGCCAGUGGGUACAGCGAAGCAGGGUUUUCGACCCGGACUUUGGGGGAUCAUAUCGUUACGUUUACUCGCGAUGGAAACACGUCUCUUCGCUGCGAGGUGUCAAACUGUUCUUAG